Acanthisitta chloris (rifleman) is the source of this 1056-nucleotide messenger RNA. RefSeq names its product lysine-rich nucleolar protein 1 (gene KNOP1). The record is from RefSeq and is a predicted model, not a curated record. Lineage: Eukaryota; Metazoa; Chordata; Aves; Passeriformes; Acanthisittidae. The transcript is spliced from 4 exons. The coding region runs from base 1 to 1056 and encodes 351 amino acids.
AUGGCAUUAAGUGACUUCAGAAAAAAGCAGAAACACUCCCUGAUGAACAGAGAGAAAGAGGACACAGCUGAGAACUAUGGGAGUAUCACAGAGACUAAGAAGAAGAACAGAAGCAAAGAUGUUUCUUCCUCAACAUGUGAGUACAAGCAAGACUACAGUCACAGCGUUCCUGAUAAGCAUCUCCCAGCACAGCAAGAAAUUGAGUCUGAGGAAGAAGAGCUUUCUGGAAAAAAAAGCAGGAAGAAUUUCAAGGAUAAUAAUGAAAUCAUCAAGAAGAAAAAGAAGAAAAAGAUUCAGAAGGAGGAAACAACAUAUUCAAACAUUUCUUUAAACAAAGACAAUACAUCUAAAAGCCAAAACAUAAUACCACUAGAAAGCAAUAAAAAAACCAAAGAGAGUGAAAUGGAGCAAGCUGAAUGUGUUGCAGAGGGCACUCUAGAUGGGGCAUUAUACAAUAGUAAUCAUAUGCUCUGUGACAGAGAAGGGAGAAAAAGAAAAAAAGUAGCAGCUCAGGACUUUGCUGAAGAACCAGGUUCAAAAGCAAAUAUAAAGAAGAUAAAGAUUGAGAGAGAAGACCCAGGGAAUCAGUUACUGGAACAUCUAGAUGGUGUAAUUAUUGUGCAGGAAAAAAAAGGAAACUGUGAUGAAGUUAACAUAGACAAGGUGAGGCGUCAGGCCCUGCAAGAAGAAAUUGAUAGAGAAUCUGGCAAAACUAAGGCUUUCAGUUCUUCCAAAGUGGGACAGGAUAUGAAAUUUGGACAGUGGAGUACAGCUGCUUUUAAAAGUUCUGAGGAAGAAAUGAAGUUUUUUAGACUGAUGGGUGGCCUUAAAAAGGGCUCUAUGCCUGUCCAGAAUAUCUCAGCAACUAUGAACAAACCGAACAUGGCUCUGAACAGGGAAGGGGAGGAGAAGUUGCAGCAGGUUCUGAAGAUGCAGUUUGAUAAAGCAAUGGACUUGAAGCAACAUAGAGGAAUUGGUCUUGGAUUUCAACCUGCUGCCAACAAAAAAGGAUACAUAGACAAAUAUACAUCGAGAUCUAUAAAAUUUGAAGAUUAA